AUGUCAAUGGGACACGAAGAUCCUCACCCAGUCCACCCCCAACUCGGCCACAAGAACUACAUCACUCUCGACCUGUCUUUUAAGCAUGGCCCCUACAUCCCCAACUACUCACCCAAACCCCUCCCACACACCGCAACAGACCUCCACAUCCUCCAUUCCUCUAUCCUCUCCUCCCCCAUCCAAGAAUACCUCAACUCCCCCAUCGCCAAGUCACCUCCGCCCAGCGACUUUCAGAACACCUGGCACCUCACCGCCAUACGCUACCGAGAUACAUCCGCUUAUGAUGUCGUCUCCGCUCUUUGCAUGCUAUGGAGAUUCGAGGCCUUCUCAGGCUUGGUCUCAGGAUGGCAAAUGUCCCGUUACCCCAGAGACUCAAACACAGAUAACCCUAUGAAGAUGUACAGUGUGCAAUGGCGACAGACCAUUGAAGCAAAUCGUGGUUUCUCGAUAUUUUACUCUGGUUCUUGCCGGUGUCAUCUAUUCGAAGGAUUCCUGUGCAAUGAGCUUCAGCAAUUAGCCUGA
Desarmillaria tabescens is the source of this 522-nucleotide messenger RNA. RefSeq lists its product as uncharacterized. Bases 1 to 522 code for a protein of 173 amino acids. Lineage: Eukaryota; Fungi; Basidiomycota; Agaricomycetes; Agaricales; Physalacriaceae. The transcript is spliced from 6 exons. The record is from RefSeq and is a predicted model, not a curated record.